AUGAGGAAGUCUAUUCAUACCCAUUUCACCAUCACCAACUUUCUCUCACUCCUCACUCUCUCAUCAAUCGCCCUCGCCGCCACAGAUUCCAUCUCACAUAAGCCUCACGCACGACUCAUAGCCCAGUUCCCGUCCUCCUCUCUCUUCCAGGGCACCUCCCUCCAAGUCGCCGCCGCCAUCGAGCCAUGCCGCCCAGGAGAGCUAGUCUGCAAUGACGGCUGCAUGCCUCCUCGCGCAUAUUGCUGCCCCGAUGGCGACGGCUACUGUAAGCAGGGAUAUUCGUGCGUUACAGACGGCUGCUGUCCCUUUGGGAAAAUAUGCGAUGGUCGAGUUGUCUGCGAUUUUGGCGAAGUACCUUGUGGUGACAAGCAUUGUAUGCCUGAAGGAGCAGUCUGCUGUCCGGAGGGAUCAUACUGCCGUGCUGGAGAGACGUGUUUUCAGAACGGCUUUGAACAUUAUUGCCAGCAUGCUGGAAGUGCCACUGCUAAGGAAACGAAGACAAAUAGCAUCGACAAACCAACGAGUUCUCAUGACCAAAGCACUACUAAGGGCCUAGCCUCCACCAGAACGAGCCAUGAAGAAGCUUCGGUUCCAGCAUCGACAUCAAAGCCAACAUCAACAUCAGCCUCCUUGGCGACUUCGUCUUCUGAGCAUGAGACCAACAAGCCAAUAGUGCUGCCUACACCUCAUCUCUCUGCAGAAUCAUCGACUUCAUCAUCCGUAGAGGCACCGUCAGCUACUUCUUCAUCAGCACCCGGACCAACUACUUCUCCAUCGAAUGAUAAUGCCGCGACAGCUGUGAAAGUCCCAGGCCUUGGGUUUACUCUUGCAUUGGCCUUGGUAUGGAUGGCCGUUGUUGGUCUUUGA
Molecule: messenger RNA, 867 nt
Organism: Trichoderma gamsii
Lineage: Eukaryota; Fungi; Ascomycota; Sordariomycetes; Hypocreales; Hypocreaceae
Exons: 1
Coding region: 1-867 (288 amino acids)
Source: RefSeq, a predicted model, not a curated record